Amaranthus tricolor (Joseph's coat) is the source of this 1733-nucleotide messenger RNA. Its product is annotated as probable xyloglucan galactosyltransferase GT19. The transcript is spliced from 2 exons. Lineage: Eukaryota; Viridiplantae; Streptophyta; Magnoliopsida; Caryophyllales; Amaranthaceae. The coding region runs from base 124 to 1515 and encodes 463 amino acids. The record is from RefSeq and is a predicted model, not a curated record. Gene Ontology annotation, molecular function: glycosyltransferase activity.
UAUACGAAUAACAAUCGAGUAAAAAUUACUGCUCGUAGUUAUAUUAUUUUACACACGAUUUUAACACUUUCCAAUCCAUAACCAGAAAUUCACUCUCAUACUAUCUCAAUCUAAUAUUCUUCCAUGGCUACUUUCUCCUCCUCCACCACCACCACCACCACCACCAUAAUUCUCAUCCUCUUCCUUAUUUUCUCUCUCCUAAAACCCACCAUCACAACCGCCCAAUCAUACACCUCAUCAGACUGUACUGGCCGUCGGAUCCACAUCAGAAAACUCCCUACAAGAUUCAACCUCGAUCUUCUCACUAACUGUUCUUCAUUCUUCCCAUUAUACCACGAUUUCUGCCCUCAUUUAGCUAAUCAUGGAUUGGGUCAAAAAACCCAUAACCGUUCUCGUUCGUGGUAUCGAACCGACCCGCAUCUCCUUGAACUUUUUUUCCACCGUCGUCUUCUUGAAUACCCAUGUUUAACACCUUAUCCUCAUCAAGCCGACGCCAUUUUUCUUCCUUACUAUUCUUCCCUUGACGCCCUCCGUUUUCUGUACGGUCCUGAUUACAACUCCAGUCACAUCCACGGUCUUGAUCUAUACUCUUUCCUCCAAUCGGACAAUCCUCAAAUUUGGGAGAGAUUCAAUGGUCAUGACCAUUUCCUUAUCAUGGCCGGUACGGCAUGGGAUUUUUCCCAACCUCUCCCAUCAAAAAAUGAAGAAGAAAUUGAGAGAUUAUGGGGGACUAGUUUUUUAAUGUUGCCGGAAUUUUUUAACUUGUCAGUUUUGUCCUUGGAAUCACGAGCUUGGGCUUGGCAAGAACAGGCAAUUCCUCAUCCGACUUCAUUUCAUCCUUCGAGUUUAGCAUUUUUGGAUUCGUGGGUUUUGAGAGUCAGACGGUCUAAGAGGAGUACAUUGAUGAUGUUUGCUGGAGGUGGCGGAACUUCUUCGACGGGUAACCCAAAUGUGAGACGGAGUAUCCGAGAAGAAUGUGGAGCUUUUGAGAAUGAGACUUUAAAUUCGUCGGUUGCUGAUGAUAUUAGGUUCCAGAAAGUUUGCGACAUUGUUGAUUGUUCUAAUGGAAUUUGCGAGCAUGAUCCUAUUAGGUACAUGAAGCCAAUGCUGCAGGCGAGCUUCUGCUUGCAACCUCCCGGAGAGACUCCUGCAAGGAGAUCAACUUUUGACGGGAUUAUUGCAGGAUGUAUACCCGUUUUCUUUGAAGACCAAUCUGCAAAAUCCCAAUUUCAGUGGCAUCUCCCACCCGCAGAAUUUGCAGAGUUCUCGGUCACAAUCCCAAAGGAAGAGGUAGUUUUUAACGGGUUGAAGGUAGUGGACGUGUUGAUGGGGAUCCCGAGAGCAGAAGUCAGGAGGAUGAGGGAAAAGUUGAUGGAGUUGAUUCCUAAGGUUAUGUAUAGAAAGCAUGGGAGUUCUUUCAGGUUGAGGGCUAAGAAGGAUGCGUUCGAUAUUGCAAUUGAAGGCACAUUGCAGAGGAUUAAGGAUAGGUUGAAGGAUGUCUCUGAUGUUGCCUGAUUGCUGCUUCUAACUUAUUGCUACUUUAUGCAGCAAAAUUUAGAGUUCUACUUCUUUAGGUGCUAUAUUGUGUAAUUUAUUAUUUUUCCUCAAUUCUUUUUUUAGAGUAUAUAUACUAUCUACAUAGGAAAUACCAAUAUACUUAUAGCAUUAUUAAGAAAAAACUUAAUUGACCUGGUGGUUAAACUAUCAUAAAUAAAAUAUAUUUUUAUUAGUCA